AUGGCGGUUAGCUCCUUUGCCCGCAUGCUCAAGGGCCAGGUCCGAUGCUACUCCGCACCGUUGGACAUGGCCAUUCCGGCCUCCAAGCAGCGCUAUAUCCCCACGUCUGGCACGUACCCGAAGGGAUUCAAGGUGUCUGGCACUCAUGUCGGUGUCAAGGCCUCCAACACCCGCUUCCCCGAUCUUGCGCUCAUCGCUUCCGACACGCCUUGCGCGGCCGCUGCCGUUUUCACGACCAACAAGUUCCAGGCUGCGCCGGUGCAGGUUAGCCGGCAAACGUUGAAGAGCCGUAAGGGCGAGGGUAUCCGGGCUGUCGUCAUCAACUCUGGAUGCGCCAAUGCCGUGACCGGCAAGGGUGGCUUGGAGGAUGCAGUCCAGAUGGGCCAGACUGUGGAUGAGUGCAGCGGCGCUGAGAAGAACAGCUCCCUGGUCAUGAGCACGGGUGUCAUUGGACAGCGCCUGCCUAUCAAGAAGAUCCUCGACCGCAUCCCUACUGCGCACGCCAAUCUCGACUCGACACACGAUGCCUGGCUGAGCACCGCUCGUGCAAUCUGCACCACCGAUACUUUCCCCAAACUGCUCUCUCGCACUUUCACCCUGCCCUCUUCUCCAGGUCGCACCUACAGCCUGGCCGGUAUGACCAAGGGUGCCGGUAUGAUUCACCCGAACAUGGCCACCUUGCUCGGCGUUCUCUGCACCGAUGCCGCCGUCGAGCCCGCUGCUCUCCAGUCCAUCCUCAAGCACUCUAUCUCCCGCUCUUUCAACUCGAUCUCCAUCGACGGUGACACCAGCACCAACGACACCAUUGCCGUCCUUGCCAACGGUGCCGCCGGCGGAGAGACCGUCCAGGCUCCCGCGGCCGGCUCCGAGGCUAGCGCCGACUACCAGGCUCUGCAGACCAUCUUCACCGACUUUGCCCAGGAGCUGUCGCAGCUUGUCGUCCGCGACGGCGAGGGUGCUACCAAGUUCGUGACUGUGCGCGUCCGCAACUCCCCCGAUUAUGAGUCUGCCCGCCUGAUUGCCUCUACCAUUGCCCGCUCUCCCCUCGUCAAGACUGCGCUGUACGGCCGUGAUGCUAACUGGGGUCGUAUUCUCUGCGCCGUUGGUUAUACUCAGGGUGUGAAGGACGGCGUUGUCGUGCCUGAGCGUACAUCUGUGAGCUUCCGCCCCGUGGACGGCAGCCCCAUCCUCAAGCUGCUUGUGAAUGGCGAGCCUGAGGCUGUCGAUGAGGAGCGUGCCAGCGUCAUUCUGCAGAAUGAGGACUUGGAGAUUGAGGUUGACCUUGGUGGUGGUGAGAAGGGUUCUUCUGGAUGCGGUGGCGAGGAUGCCGUCUAUUGGUUCUGCGAUUUCAGCCACGAGUAUGUCACUAUUAACGGUGACUACCGUACCUAA
This is a messenger RNA of Penicillium cataractarum, 1392 nucleotides long. Its product is annotated as bifunctional ornithine acetyltransferase/N-acetylglutamate synthase. The record is from RefSeq and is a predicted model, not a curated record. Gene Ontology annotation, molecular function: L-glutamate N-acetyltransferase activity, acting on acetyl-CoA as donor; L-glutamate N-acetyltransferase activity, acting on acetyl-L-ornithine as donor. Gene Ontology annotation, biological process: L-ornithine biosynthetic process; L-arginine biosynthetic process. The transcript is spliced from 2 exons. NCBI's taxonomy places the organism in Eukaryota, Fungi, Ascomycota, Eurotiomycetes, Eurotiales, Aspergillaceae. Gene Ontology annotation, cellular component: mitochondrial matrix. The coding region runs from base 1 to 1392 and encodes 463 amino acids.